This is a messenger RNA of Harmonia axyridis, 1749 nucleotides long. Its product is annotated as piggyBac transposable element-derived protein 4. The record is from RefSeq and is a predicted model, not a curated record. Lineage: Eukaryota; Metazoa; Arthropoda; Insecta; Coleoptera; Coccinellidae. Bases 1 to 1749 code for a protein of 582 amino acids. The transcript has a single exon.
AUGAGUGAGGAGGAUCUGGAUCCCUAUGCAAUUGAUGACUCUGAAGAUGAUUUUAGGCCGUCUGAUUAUAGUUCAGAAAGCAGUGAUGAAGAACAACCAAUACAAAAAAAGGUAAAGUUGAAUAAAACAUUGUCUAACCGAAUUUCUACUUCAACAUCUUCUCAUGUUGAUGAAGUAAUAGAAAAUGUUGUUUCACAAGCAAAUGACGAAUCAUCAGAAGAUCAGAAUAAUGAGGAAGACUCGCCGACUGAAACUCAGUUCACAUGGACUGCUGUGACAGGAAAACACCUCAAGUCAUUUGAUUUCAAUGCAGUGGAAACUGGCAUUUCACCUGAGGUAGCGGUUACUCUGGCAAAUAAAAAACCUUACGAUUUCUAUAAGUUUUUCCUUAGUGAUGAAAUAAUCGAAUUCAUUGUCAGUGAGACUAACAAAUAUGCUCAGCAGACGAUAGAAAAUGAAAAUAGAACUCAACAUUCUAGACUGAAUAAAUGGAAGCCCAUAACACCGGACGAGUUAGAAGUUUUUCUGGGUAUGAUUAUUUGGAUGGGGUUGGAUAGAAAACCGCGUCUAGCAGACUAUUGGUCCAAAAACAUUCUAUAUGCCAGUGAAGUGAGCCAUUUCAUGUCUCGAAACCGUUUUGAGCUGAUAUUACGCAUGUGGCAUUUUUCUGAUAACAACCAAUGUCCACAAGGUGACCGUCUUUUCAAAAUUCAACCCCUUAUUGAUCGCUUGCUAGAAAAAUUUCAAGCAGCCAAUACCCCGAACAAAGAAGUUUGCAUUGACGAGACACUGGUGCCAUUUCGCGGACGCCUUUCGUUCAAACAAUACAUAAAAAAUAGAAGACAUAAGUUUGGUAUCAAAUUAUAUAAAUUAUGCACAGAAAAUGGCUACACUUUCAACCUGAAAGUUUACUGCGGUAAAGAUGUUACCGAACUAGGAGUUCCAGCGUCAUCUUCAGUUGUAAUGACACUUAUGAGAAAUGUUCUGGACUCAGGUAGGAUACUAUACACAGAUAAUUUUUACACCAGUGUAUAUUUAGCGCACCAGCUACAAAACAGGUCAACACACUUGGUAGGUACUCUAAGAUCCAACAGGAAAAUGAAUCCUAUAGAUGUUGUGAAAGCAAAGUUGAAAAAAAAUGAGGUUAUUGCACGGGAAAGUAACACAGGAGUCGUUGUACUGAAAUGGAAAGAUAAAAGAGAUGUUUUGAUGCUUAGUACAGUACACACUGACGAUAUUGUAGAAGUCCAGGCUGAAAACAAAAAAACUGUACAGAAACCGAAAGCAGUGGUGGAUUAUAAUAAUUGCAAGGCAUUUAUUGACCUAUCUGACCAGAUGAAGUCGUAUUCUAGUGCUCUACGCAGAGGAGUGAAGUGGAACCGCAAACUGGCAGUCGAGUUGAUCACUGGAGCUGCAUUGACCAAUUCACAUAUCCUCUAUAAAGCUAUAACCCAGGACAAAAUACAAAUUACCAAGUUCAAAGAAGAACUCGCAAAAAAUCUUCUUCAAAAAGGUAUUCCACAAGAGAAAGAGGAAGAAGAAAUAGUAGACCAACAAGCGAAGAAAUGUGGCCUGAUAAAGACAGAAGCAAGAAGAAGAUGCACCGUUUGCUACGAAACUCUGAGGAAUAAAAAUGGGAGAGAAUAUGCCAUGAAAAAGUGCAAGCAAACUCCAUACAAAUGCGAUGGUUGUGGGUCAUUUUUUUGUGUUGAAUGUUUCUAUAUAAAACAUAAGUCCAUAAAAAUAUGA